This is a messenger RNA of Xylaria bambusicola, 586 nucleotides long. RefSeq lists its product as uncharacterized. The coding region runs from base 225 to 563 and encodes 112 amino acids. Gene Ontology annotation, molecular function: protein folding chaperone. Gene Ontology annotation, cellular component: endoplasmic reticulum membrane. Gene Ontology annotation, biological process: protein insertion into ER membrane. The transcript is spliced from 5 exons. Lineage: Eukaryota; Fungi; Ascomycota; Sordariomycetes; Xylariales; Xylariaceae. The record is from RefSeq and is a predicted model, not a curated record.
GAUCCCGGCCGCAAGAAGUAGCCCCAAGAAGUACUUACUUACAUGUACCAUUUAAUGUGUACAAUCAUCUACGGGACAACACUGUACAGUUACAGUUUCGCACCGAGCCUCGAGACAUCAAUCCCGCGCCCAAAAUACACAUCUGCUUCAGUGCAAGUCGUCUGGAAUCAAGCACAGGCAGGACCGUUUUCCCGCACGUAUCACCCAAAGACUCGUCGAGCAACAUGGCGUCCAAGAAAGAUAUGCGCCGGCCGGACUUAAUUGUCCCUUACAUGGAGCCGCCCGCCGCAAAAGCCGGCGAGAACCCCGAGUUCUCCUCGACUCUAUCGUCGACAUUGCCCAUGGCCGCUAUCUUUACGCGAAACAAGUACAUUGGAUGGGCCGCCGUCGUCUUCAGCAUGCAAAGCUGGCUAGGCGAGAGCGAGGCGACGACGCAGAGCACGAGUACGCCAGGCUACUUCAGCGUGGGCAUGUCGAUCAUGUCCCUUCUCGUCACCUACCUACCCAUUUUCAUGCCUCCUGUACCAGGCCAAGUUCAACCUCCUCGGCCCGCCGCGGCAUAGGCGAACGAAUAGACUGUAUAUAA